Messenger RNA from Polistes canadensis, 1835 nucleotides. RefSeq names its product lysosomal Pro-X carboxypeptidase. The transcript is spliced from 7 exons. NCBI's taxonomy places the organism in Eukaryota, Metazoa, Arthropoda, Insecta, Hymenoptera, Vespidae. Bases 126 to 1619 code for a protein of 497 amino acids. The record is from RefSeq and is a predicted model, not a curated record. Gene Ontology annotation, molecular function: serine-type exopeptidase activity; dipeptidyl-peptidase activity. Gene Ontology annotation, biological process: proteolysis.
UCCAUGGAUAAAAAGAGAUCGUAUAUUUUCUAAGAUAGUUGAGUUACUUGUCGCAAUUUAUAAGUGUUAGCACGUACUGAAUCACAUCAGUUACAUUCUAAACUUCACCAAGAAUACUCGUCAUAAUGAAACAAAAAUGGACGUUAAUCGUCCCUGUGAUAUUUUUAUUGUCACCAUUGACGUUACAACUUAAUUUAUUUAAUCGAUUUCAUUUAACACAAAUGGUUAAAGGACACCAUAACAAUGAAUUUGGCGCGAAAUAUAAAUACGAAAUCAAAACUUUUGAAGUUCCUGUAGAUCAUUUUAGUUUUGCAGUAAAAGAUAAAUUUAACAUCCGAUAUCUCGUUAACGAUACAUGGCGACGCGGGAACAAUGCACCUAUUUUUUUUUACACGGGAAAUGAAGGUGAUAUCGAAGUUUUCGCCGAAAAUACGGGAUUUAUGUGGGAAAUAGCACCGGAAUUUGGUGCAAUGGUGGUUUUUGCAGAGCAUCGAUAUUAUGGUUCAUCCAUGCCAUUUGGAAAUAAAUCAUUUACCAAUCCUGCACAUUCUGGAUAUUUGACCUCCCAACAAGCUAUUGCUGAUUACGUUGAUCUUAUCGAAUAUUUGAGAUCAAAUGAGGUCAGAAAGCACAGUCCUGUUAUUGUUUUCGGUGGUUCAUACGGCGGUAUGCUCAGUGCAUGGAUGCGUUUGAAAUAUCCUCACAUUGUUCAAGGAGCUAUAGCAGCGUCAGCUCCGAUUUUACAAUUCACUGGUAUUACUUCUUGCGAAUCAUUUGCACGCAUAGCAACGUCCAGUUAUCGUGCGGCAGAUGAAGCGUGUCCGAAAUUAAUUAAAAGAUCAUGGAAUGUAAUAACUAAUCUCACGUCGAACGACGAGGGUAAAAAAUGGUUGUCAGACAAUUGGAAAUUAUGUAAGCCGCUUAAAAAUUCAACGCACGUUGAGGAAUUACAAGCUUUCUUGGAAGAUGUUUAUGGAAAUAUCGCGAUGGUUAAUUAUCCGUACGAAACUAACUUUCUAGUACCAUUGCCUCCCAAUCCUGUAAAAGUUUUCUGCAGUCAUUUAACGAACUCGUCAUUAACAGGAAAACCAUUGUUAACUGCAUUGUACAAAGCAUUAAGUAUUUUCACGAAUUAUACUGGUCAAGCAACUUGUACGGAUCCAACGAAUACUUCAGGAAACUUAGGAGCCGAUGCUUGGGAUUAUCAAGCAUGCAGUGAAAUUGUUACGGUCCUUUGUAGCGAUGGAGUUAACGACAUGUUUAGAUUUGAACCUUGGGAUAUUAAAAAGAUAAGCGACGAAUGUUUUAAGAAAUAUGGUAUACGUUCCAAACCAUAUAUGGCUUGUAAAGAAUAUGGUUGUAAGAAUCUUUCAACCGCGACUAAUAUUGUUUUUAGCAAUGGAUUGAUAGAUCCAUGGUCAGGUGGUGGCGUAUUAUGGAAUUUGUCUUCCUCCGCAAUUGCUGUGAUUAUUCCCGAAGGUGCUCAUCACAUUGAUUUGAGAGCUAGCAAUCCUAGAGAUCCUUACAGUGUUACAUUAGCAAGAGUAUAUCAUCGUAAUUUUAUAAAACAGUGGAUCAAGGAAUAUCAAGAACAGAAACAUAGAAUAUUGGUAACAUAAUUUUCUUUUCUUUUCUUUCUAAUAGAUGCUGUUUUAUGCGAAAGUAGUUCUAUAUAAAACAACUGUAUGUGUAUAUGUCAUCGUUAAAUUUUAUUUUUUAAAUUAUAAAUACAAAGGCAGCAUACGCAGACAAUUAUAAUUAUUAAAAUCUAAUUAUCGUGAUUCUUAUAUUACGUGUAAAUAAAGUGCAGAAAAAGAAAAACAUUCGAAAUAAUA